CUGGAGUUAGAAAUGGUUGUAAGCCACCAUGUGCUUGCUGAGAGUCGAACCCAGGUCUUCGGAAGAACAACCAGUGCUCUUAACUGCUGAGCCCAGCACCAAGAAUAGAAAUUUAAUAGUCACUUGCUAUGAGCUGAAGAGAUGACUCAGCAGUUAAGAGUGAAUGUUGUUGGUUUUUUAGUUUUUACUCUUACUCUUUCUUGGGGGGUUCCUACUACCCAGCUCCCAAAUAAAGGAGGCUUAUUCUUUCUUAUGGAUGCCUGGCCUUAGCUUGGCUUGUUUCUAGCCAGCCUUUCUUAGCUUAAAUGAUCCCAUCUACCUUUUGCCUCUGGGCUUUUAUCUUUCCCUAUUUUUAUAUACCUUUCUUUACUUAUUACACCAUGGUUUACUAUAUAUCUGGGUGACUGGCCUCUGAUACUUUGUAUCCAGUCAACAUUCUCUAUAGAUGUCACAGAAGAAUGGUCUCUGCUCUGCCUGCUUAAGGGAAGGAGCUGCAGUGUCUGGCACUCAUGCUGGGGACCCAGCAGCUCAGUCUAAGUGAGGUUGUUGGCCCUGUGAAGGGGUUAAAGGAUCUCUUGACUGCUCUUUUGGUGGGCAAUGAGUCCUUUUGCUUCAUAAGAUCCCUGGUACUGAAGACACUGCCCGAGACUGCCCACCAGCUUGGGCUUGCUUCAUAAGAUCCCUGGUACUGAAGAUACUGCCCGAGACUGCUCACCAGCUUGGGCUUGAGCCAAUCAGAGGAUCGGGAGAGCCUGGAAAGUGUCUGGUCCAUGAGGAGUGCCGAAGCGCUUGUCACAGUGGUGGUGAGGACCUUUCCUCCCUGAACUUCACCCAUGACCCUUGUUCCUGUCCACACCCCAGGGCCAUCGUCCAUGGAGGGUGAGCUGAUCAGAGCCAGCCCUAAAUCAAUCCCAGACUUCCCUGCCAGCUCUGAGUUAUGAGCUGUCGGCAUUGUGAUGUAGAUCACGGUUGGGGAGUAGGGGGCAUGACCUAUGGCAGAUCACACUGGACCCCCAGAAGGGGCCAGAGCUGGGGUCAGAGGCCAUCUCCUCCAUUCUCUGCCCCGCCCUGCUGGGUCCCAUCCUUUGCCUAAUAUUUAAACUGUGUGAGACCAUUUUUGUACUGACUGGUGACAUCAAGUCUGACUAUGGGCUGCCCCUGGGAAAAGUCCUUGGAAGAGAGAAAAAGACAAGUUUGGUUGUUUGAUGGAGCCUGUGUUCCAAAACCACACUCAACUGCUUCCUCGGCACCUUCUACAGUCCCCAAGCAUCCUCUUCCUCUUUUGAUUGAAUCCCACAGGCAGACACUUGAGAGCAUCCCAGGCCAGAGGAAGGGUGCAGACAGGCAAGCCUCCUCCGGGGAGAUUAGAAUGGUUAGAGAGGUAGAAAGAGUCAGUGUGGUGAGAGAUGUCAGAGAAAUGGGGGUAACGAGAAAGAAGACACUGAACUCUCUCUCUCUCUCUCUCUCUCUCUCUCUCUCUCUCUCUCUCUCUCUCUCUCUCUCUCUCUCAGGUUGGGGAUGGAACCCAGGGUGUUAUACUUACUGAGCAAGUACUGUGCCAUGGAGCUACCCUCCCAGCCUGGUUUUGGAAAGUAUGUGAGACAGUAGCAGAGGGGUAGUUUAGCCGUUAAGAGCACCUGCUGCUUUUUCAGAGAGCCCAAGUUCCAAUGCCACCACCCAUGUUGGGUUGCUCACACCUGUAACUCCAGGGGAUCCAACACCCUCUCUGACUUCCAUAGGUACCCACACAUACAUGUGGAGCGCACGUGCACACACACACACACACACAUUUGUUUUUAAAGAGACAGAGUCUUAGGGCUGAAGACAUGGCUCAGUGGUUAGGAGCACAUGGUGCUCUUUCAGAGUAUCUGAGUUUGGUUCCGAGCACCUGCAUAAUGACUCACAGCUGUCCAGCUCCACAGACAGCAGACACACAUGAGGUACACACAUAUACAUGCAGGUAGAACACUCAUGCACAUAAAACAGUCAAUAAAUCUAAAAAAUCUUUUAAAUUAAAAUCAAAGAGAGAGGAAGAUGAAGAAGGAGAAGUCAUCUCCCUCUGUAACCCAGGCAUCUUUGAACUCACAGCAGCCCUCCUGCUUCAGCCUUCUGAGAGCUGGGAAUCACAGACAUGACAAGGAUCGACCCUGGCCCUCGGUGGCUUUUUUUUUUCUCAAUAUAUGAUGGCAUUCUCGAAAACAAAAAUCUGGCGUGGAAAGUAAAGUGAACUCCCAACGGAAAGAAUAGCUUUGUGGCUUUGAUAGCUGUCCUGGAACUCAUUCUGUAGACCAGGCUGACCUGAACUCACCGAGAUCCGCCUGCCUCUGCCUCCUGAGUGCUGGGGUUAAAAGUGGGUGCCACCACUGCCCAGCCACUCAUACACUCUGGAUCCUCCCAAGCCACCAUACAGAAACACCGUAACUGGUUGAAAUGAACACGCAUGGCCUGGAGUGUUAUCCAUUUACCCACUGACCAGCAACCCCACCCAUCUCUGGUAGGGGCAUGGCCAGCAUGCCACUUGACUGAGGAAGGAAACCUGGACAGGACAUAGUUGACACCAACCUCUAGGUAUACAGCUAGGCUGGCUAAAUCUGAUUCAUGGAAAUAACUCACUUGAUCUUUGUGCUUUAGGGCAAAGAUGGACGACCACCACCCUCCUCCGGUGCACCUUGCCAACCUCAGGGCCCUCUGCCGCUGAUCUGGAAGGCACUGACAAGUCCUGCUCACCCCUGCCCCCUGGUGGCUGAACGUGGCCUUACAGAAACAGGAUGCUUCCUGGAGGCAGGGGUUGUCGAUCCCAUGGAACAGAAAUAAAAAGCAAAUGUCCUUUCAUUAGGUACGUGUCCCCGAAGCAUCUCAGCCCAGGCUGAAGUUCCCUUGUCCACUUGCAUGCACUCAAUCCUCUUCAGGCCUAGGAGAAAUGGGCAGGGAGUUCCUGUCUGCUGGAUGGGUAACACCACCGGACAAAGGUGGCAGAUGUCCAAGGUGAGAAAAAGAACCAAGGACAUGAUUAAUGAUAGCUAGCAUUGAGAAGAGCAAAGAGUUGUGGUUUUCUGUCUGUCUUUCUUUUCAUGUUUUUGUUUUUUUGAGACAGGGCUUCAAAAAACUCACUCUGUUGGCCAGGAGGCCUUGAACUCACAGAAAUCCACCUGCUGGGAUUUAAGGCAUAUGCCACGUGGUUUUCAAUGAACAUGCAGGCAGUGUGGUUUAGCUGGACCAAGUAUGCUCAGCAUGCAUGAGGCCCUGGGUUUAACCUCCAACCCCAGAAAUGGAAAAAUAUAAACAAAUAAAAACCGGAUGAAUGAACUAGAUGAUACAAAGGAAUGAAGGAAUGACAAACUCCAUGUGCUGCCAGAGAGGUUGGCGAGCAGAGGCGAGGAGGAAGACGUAAGAGAAUCAUUCUGAAUCUUUUCUCUUUUUAACCAUUAGCCACCAACUCAACGUUACCCAAAUUUAAAACACAAACAAUGAAGCCGACUUUUCACUCCCGUCUCCCAGCCCAGUUUAAUGAGCGCUGUUCUGGGCAGGGGCCCCAACCGUAGCCUCUGUUAGAACCACUCAGGGAGAAUUUGGAAAUCCUACUGCGCAGGCUGUGCCCCUAUCUACCCCAAGAAUCCCUGGACUGGGUCCUGGGAGUAAAUGUUUCUUUCUUUUUUUUUAAAGGACUUAUUUACUUUUAUUUUUAUGUGCAUUGGUGUUUUGCCUGCAUGUAUGUCUGUCUGUGUGAGGGUGCUCGAUCUGAAGUUCAGACAAUUGUGAGUUGCCAUGUGGGUGCUGGGAAUUGAACUUAGGACCUCUGGAAGAGCAGCUAGUGCUCUUAACCUCUGAGCCAUCUCUCCAGCCCUCAUUUCAUGUAAUCUUUAUUGACUAUAGAUUCCACACAUGAGGAAAAAGAAACACCUGAUAGUUGUCUAAAUCUGGGUUAUUUCACUUAACAUAGUCUCAGUUGCGUCCAUUUUCCCAAAUUAACAUAAUUUCUUUCUUUAUGGCUGAGUAAAACUCCAUCGUGAAUGUGAACCACAUUUGCUUUAUCCAUUCAUCUGUGAUGGACAUCAAGGCUGGCUUCAUAUCUUGGCCAUUGUGAACAGCUUCCCGGUAAACAUGGGUCUCUAGGCAUUCUGACUCUGAUAUGUGCCCAGGAGCGGUGUAGCUGGGUUCUGUGAGUGUUUCAGUCUUAGGGUUUUGUUUUGUUGUGUUUUGUUUUUUAGGAACCCACAUAUUUGUUCACCAUAAUGACUACACUAAUUCACAUUCCCAUAGCUGUGAAUGAGGGUCCUCUUUCUCACAUCUGGCUAGUAUUUAUUGUUAUUUACGUACUUAUUUUCUUUCUUUCUUGUUUUCUGUUUUUCAAGACAGGGUUUUUCUAUAUAGCCUUGGCUGUCCUGGAACUCACUCUGUAGACCAAGCUGGCCUCGCACUCAGGGAUCCACCUGCCUCUGCUGUUCUGACAGGAGUGAGGUGUAGGUUUAGCUCAAAUUUCUCUGAUGGCUGAGGGUGUCAGAAUAUUUUCCCAUGUAUUUUUGACCAUUUGUGGUUUUCUUUUGAGAACUGCCCAUGAAUUUAUUCACCCACCUACUGAUUGGUUGACUCAGAUUUUGUGUAUUUAAUUGUUGAGUUCUUUAUAGAUUCUACAUAUUAAUCCUCGAAUAGAUGUGUAGCAGGCAAAGAUGAAAGAAUGAAGAUCUUUUGUAAGAGUAAAAUUUCCUUAGACAAGAUACUAAAACAAAAAGUAUAAGGAGAAUUUUUGAAGAGUUUAACCAUAUCAAAACUCAGACUUUCUUUAAAUGGAGGUCACUGUUGGAUUAUAGUAUGGUAGUCACAUCUAAAAGAUUUAUUGUCUGUGAAAUUAAAAGAAUUUUCAAAGAAUCAGUGGGAACACGAACCAUGCCCCCCACACUCAUGCUGGCAAAGACCACAAGUAGGCAAAUCCCAGCAGUGGUAGCAACAGUGAUUGUCAGAUGGGAGGAGAGAGCCUCAUCUUGGAGAUAACAAGACAUUCCACAUCAAAUGGGGAUGUGGAUGCUUAGUUCAGUCUGUCACAUCGAUGGAAAUGUGAAGUGAACAGUUCGAGUCUUUGGGGGUAUAGAGGGAAGUCAUUGCAGGUGGGAACCUUGAAAAGCAGAACAGCAUCGCAAGAUCUGGUCCAUAAGCUGGUGUGUGCUCCAAGGACCAGCACAUCCAGAGUUAGAUGAAUCCAAGGGUGUCCACUGGAACAUUGUUUGCAAUCAGCAAGAAGCUGCCAGCCACCCAGGGCACGGUGAGGAUUAAUAUUACCAACUUCACAGGCUCUAGACUCACAGGAGAUGUGCCUAAAGACCUGCUAGGAGGGAUUGUCUAAGGCACAUUAGUUGUGUGGAAGACUCAUCUUCACUACGUGUAUCCUCAUCCCCUGUGCUGGGGGUCUUGAACCAAAUAAAGAGGAGAAAACAAGGCACAUGUGAGCGGUCACCCUUCUUGGCUUCCUGCGGCAGACUCAGUGUGACCAGCCACUCACCGUCCUGCUUCCAGAUUCCGCUGUGAUGAAUUGUGCCCUAGAACUUCGAGCCAAAGGGUACCUUCCUUAACCCACCUCUGGAGGAACAGGAAAGCUAAGUGAGAAGGAAGACAUGGGGAGAGUGGGGGCAGGAUAAAGACGCCCCCUGAUGUCUUGUAUCAAGAUAGCAAAGAGUUCCCAUCCACUAUAUUUCUGCUGGCAGUUCCCCCGCCAAGCCUUCAUUACGCAAUCAGACACAGCUCAGAGGUGACUGGAGAAAAAGGAAGCUAUGGCUAGGAGACGUGGCAGAGAUGUCUGGCCUACAAUCUCAUAGACAUCUGCUAAGUACUGCAUAGAAUUCCACAUUCACCACAUUUCACUCUGAUGCUUUGGGGUAGAGCAGCCAUAUUGUGACUAAGAGAAAAGUAGGAGAAUUCCAGACAAGGCUCCGGCACCAUCAGUUCCCUUAUCCAAUGCCAACAGCUUGCUAUUCCUGAAUAUUUUUUUCCUGUGAAAAAUAAAACUCUCUUUGCUAAGCCACCCGUAUCCGUUAGAGUGCAGUGACAGACAGCAAAAAUACAACUGGCUAGUUCAAGCAGAAAGGGCUGGAAACGCCGGCUGCAGGUCUGAAACACCCGCCAACUUGGGCAGUCACAUGACCUCUGCCCAAAAGUGAUUGAGAAAUCCACAGUGGGUACUACAGGAAGCUGGCAAAUCAGGGAGCUGCUCGCAGCGCCCGCCUGUGCUGCCACGGUCUGUCUCAGAAAGCCGGUGUCCUGUGCUACAUAACUCUGCUCCAAAUUUACCAACACAGCUCCGGGAGGCUGGGAAGUGCUGACUUAGCAGUUUGGGAGAACGACCACAGGAGCUUUGGAUCAAGGCCCAAACAGGGACCACCCCAGACAGAAGCCCCACCAUCCAGGUAUUUUGGUAGUGUGUAAGCCUGUGAGUGCAGUUACCUACAGAAACCAGAAGAGGACAUUAGAUUCCAGGCACUGGAGUUACAGACACCUACAAGCUGCCCACUAGGUGCUAGGACCUGAACCACAGCCUCUUGGAAGAGUGCUCUUAACUUCUGAGCCACUUCUCCAGCCUUCUGACGAUCCUUUAUGUUUUGAUUUCCUUGAGUAAAUCCUGGGGCCCACCUCCCUAUUCAUGCUUACUUAAUACUCCUGUCUUCCCCCACACCACAACUGUGGCCUCUUCCCCAAAUCAACUCCACUGAAGUGGAGGGAAUCACAGACCCUUAGAAUGCUUCCUCUGCAAACCGCUUCAAGAGCAGCUAACGUCCAUGAUGAAGCUGCCAGCCGACUGAAGAGGGACUCACCUUUCUGCCCCAGACUGGAAGCAGAGGAGCCACCAUUGACCCGGGAAUGGUUGGACAUGUCUGAGACAAUGUCCUGCCCCAGCAAGGAGACCCCUACCCCUCUCUGCAAUCUGAAGAACCUGUUUUGGGCCUGUGUCCACAAUGACCCUGCUGAGCUCCAAGCCAGGCUGGAUGCCGGGGUAUCCCCAGAGGAGGCUUCCCAAGUGGAUAGCAAUGGGAGGACAGGCCUCAUGGUUGCGUGUUACCGUGGGUUUGGUGCCAUUGUGGCCCUUCUCAGCUGCUGUCCGUUCCUGGAUGUGAAUCAGCAGGACAAAGACGGAAACACGGCCCUCAUGCUGGCUGCUCAAGCAGGUCACCUGCCACUGGUGACUCUCCUGCUCAACUACUUUGCUGGUCUGGACCUGGAGCGCAGGGACCAGCGGGGGCUCACAGCUCUGAUGAAGGCUGCCAUUCGAGACCGCUCCGAGUGUGUGGCUGCCCUCCUCAUGGCAGGUGCUGACCUGAGUUCAGUGGAUCCCGUCUGUGGCAGGACAGCCUUAGAGUGGGCCGUUCUGACCGACAGUUUCGACACGGUGCGGAAGAUCCGGCAGCUGCUGAGGCGGCCCCAGGCGAAGCAGCUCAGCCUGCAGUACCAGCCAGAGUGGCCAGCCUUGGCCCAGCUUGUGGCCCAGGCCCAGGCCCAGUCUGCCCCAUCCCUCCUAGAAAGGCUGCAAGCUACCCUGAGCCUCCCUUUUGCUGAGUCCCCGCAGGAAGGGGGUGUUCUGGACCACUUUGUGACUGCCACCACCAGCUUGGUCAGUCCCUUCCUCGCCACUGCCUGCCACACACUGUGCCCCGAUCAGCCCCCCAUGCUGGGCGUUCCAGGCAAGUCAGUGCCGGAGCUGUUGGGUGCUGCCCCUCCCCCUCCCCCAGCACCCCAUCCUCCUCAGGCUGUCCCUGUUCCCCAGGUCUUUGUCCCCUUCCAGAGCUCUCGGAGUAUGCUCUCCCAGUGGCUGCAGUCCAGGGACAGUCCUGGUCCCAGGUCCCAAAUCCCCAAGAUCCUCCUUUCCAAGGCACCCUCUCCCCCUUCCCAGCAUGAGUUGAUACUCAGGCCUGCAGGGCAGCGAGGUCUGGCUCUUCCUCUCUGGAGAUACCAGGAGAGGAAGAAGCAGGAGGAAGAAACAACUAUGGGAGGAGGGCUAGGCCAGGCUAGAGGCAAGUAAGACACAUCCCUGUCUGGGUCCUCUUCUGCUUCCCAGUGCCUCUGCCCGCAGAAACCUGCUCCCACCGGAUGUACAAGGCUGUCCAUGGCAGUGUCUUCAGGAGGGAAUGAGAGCAACCCAGGGCCUGCCAGCAGGACUGGCUACAGUGGUUAUGGUGGUAAUGCCUACACACUGUGUUCUGUGUAAUACGGCAUAAAGCAGAGCAGGAGAGAGCAAACUGUUCUCACGUGAUGUCUAUCUUCCAGUUGUAUCAAUAACCAAGGGUAGAAAAUCAUGCAUGACAUGCCCUUUGUCAAAGAGGAAAUCUCCCUCAGGUAAUCAUGAUAUUUUUUUGAGACAGGGUUUCUUUCUUUCUCUCUCUCUUUUUUAAUUUUUUAAAAAGAUUUAUGUAUUAUGUGUACAUUGUUCUGCCUGCAGGUCAAA
Mesocricetus auratus (golden hamster) is the source of this 8425-nucleotide messenger RNA. It is a transcript of the gene Ankrd33, whose product is annotated as ankyrin repeat domain 33. Gene Ontology annotation, biological process: negative regulation of transcription regulatory region DNA binding; negative regulation of transcription by RNA polymerase II. Gene Ontology annotation, molecular function: protein binding. The record is from RefSeq and is a predicted model, not a curated record. Lineage: Eukaryota; Metazoa; Chordata; Mammalia; Rodentia; Cricetidae.